UAAUAAGAUUACAAUUACAUAGUCUCAGAAGCGCUUCCGACUCCACUGUUUCCCUUCCCAGCUCACCGUGUACUUUUCGCCGCUACUGCUUGUCGCAUCCAACGAUGAGCACAAUGACUGACUCUCAGCGGCAGAGUCUUCACCAUCCAUUUCUUUCUCAUCUUAUUGCUCUCCUGUCAGCUUAUGAACUAUGUCCUUCGUCGACUCCAUCUCCACGAUAUGAUGGGCCUGUAGAUUGGCAAACAGACACUAUCAUUCGCUCUCUAGGGGCAGUUGCACGCAGAAUGUAUACUGCGGAGGAGACCGUGGCCUCAAUCAAAGCUUCGGAGUGUUGGCAGACAAAUGGGCCAGAGACAAAGAAAAGACGCAGUGUAGGCGACACUCCCAUGUCCUCAUCUUUAUCUUCUCAGAAAGAGACCAAUCCAUCUUCUUCUCUCAUGCAGUCCAGUACCAAUGUCAAUGCUUUCGCUCCGUCUUCCAGCUCACCAGGACCAACUUCUUGUUUUCAGACCAACUCAAACCUCGCACCUACUGUAGAAUCAAUCGAUGUUGACAUGCAGGACGCCGAUAGCCCGAAUGGUGUAGCCAGCAACGAUCGCACGCCAGUCAACAAACCACACUCUGCUCGUGCAGGUUCAAUGUCCUUAUCACUCGAUGAACUUCCAGCUCAUAUUGAUGCUGCAACACUCCUUCGGUCAUUUUCAAACGGAAGCUCGGCCUCGGCACCCCCGACAUCGCAUAUCGAACACAUGGCUUGCCCAACGUGCGGAAAGGUUAUUACCGACACUCUGACUAUGAGCCGAAUUAAUAGUAGCUUUGACGGCUCGCCCAACGGAUCUCCACUCGUCGUUCCUCCUGGUCCUCUUGCUGCUGCAGCGUUCGAAAGCGGCAUGAGCGCCGUCGAAGAACUAAGGUUACUCAAGGCUCAGGUUCAAGAUGUCGCUCAGGGUGACUUGUCCCAGAAAAUUACGGUUCCCGUGCAGGGUGUGGUCAUGGUUCAAUUGAAGGACGUCAUAAACACUAUGGUCGACAAAUUGGGACAGUUCGCCAAAGAGGUCACUCGUGUCAGUCAAGAAGUCGGUACAGAAGGUAAACUCGGUGGACAGGCUCUCGUAUUGGAUGUCGAAGGUACUUGGCGGGAAUUAACUGGUGUCGUCAAUAAAUUAGCCGCCAACUUGACCAGUCAAGUCCGAAGUAUCGCCAAGGUCACUAAAGCUGUCGCGCAGGGAGAUUUGUCGAAACAGAUUGACGUCGAUGCCCGUGGCGAAAUCCUUGAUUUGAAGAAUACCGUAAACGGAAUGGUUAUUCAGCUUCUUACCCGCGUCACGUUAGAAGUCGGCUCUCAAGGCAAGUUAGGUGAUGUUCAAGGUGUUUGGUUCGAGUUGGUUCGCAAUGUCAAUCGGAUGUGUUCAAGCUUGACAGACCAAGUGCGCUCUAUUGCCAACGUCACAACGGCCGUUGCUAGGGGCGACUUGACACAGAAGAUUGAGAUCCAGGUCGAAGGCGAGAUGUCAACAUUGAAGGGCACGGUCAAUUCCAUGGUGGACCAGCUGAGCGCCUUCGCAUCCGAAGUCACUCGUGUCGCGCUCGAAGUCGGAACGCAAGGUAUAUUGGGUGGUCAGGCUCGCGUAGAAGGUGUGCAGGGUACCUGGGCUGACUUGACACGUAAUGUGAAUGUGAUACGAUCGAUCUCGGAGGUCACAAAAGCUGUUGCCUUGGGCGAUCUAAGCAAAGUCGUCAACGUCGAUGUCCAGGGAGAAAUGCUAGAUUUGAAGAUGACCGUCAAUUCUAUGGUUGCCCAAUUGUCUACGCUCGCCAACGAAGUCACUCGUGUGUCUCUGGAAGUCGGUACGGAAGGUAUCUUGGGUGGGCAAGCGUAUGUCCCCGAUGUGCAGGGCAUGUGGAAGAAAGUGACGAAGGCUGUCGCUGGCGGUGACUUGACGAAGAAGAUUGAAGUCGACGUGCGUGGCGAGAUCAAGGAGUUGAAGGAGACUGUCAAUGGGAUGACCGAGAGCUUGAGUCUCUUCGCCGAUGAAGUCACUCGUGUCGCAAGAGAGGUCGGCACGGAAGGACGAUUAGGAGGUCAGGCUCGUGUAACCAAUGUCGGUGGUACAUGGAAGGACUUGACGGACAACGUGAACGUCAUGGCUGCUAACUUGACCUUGCAAGUCCGAACUAUCGCUGUCGCAACUACUGCUGUCGCCCGCGGAGACUUAACUCAACAAAUCACUGGUGUCUCUGUGUCCGGAGAGAUGCUAAGCCUAGUCAACACUAUCAACGACAUGAUUGCUCAAUUGGCAAUCUUCGCCAAGGAAGUCAAGAAGGUCGCAUUCGAAGUCGGUACAGAGGGUAAAUUGGGUGUCCAGGCUGAGGUGGGCAACGUCCAGGUGCGUGGAUUUGCCCAGAUCUCGGCAGCUGCUAUGGAUGGAGACUUCACUCGUUUCAUCACUGUUGAGGCCAGCGGAGAGAUGGACUCUUUGAAAACACAGAUCAAUCAGAUGGUAUUCAAUUUACGUGACAGUAUCCAGAAAAACACCGCUGCGCGGGAGGCAGCUGAGCUGGCGAACAGGAGUAAAUCUGAAUUCCUAGCGAACAUGUCACACGAAAUCAGGACACCCAUGAACGGAAUUAUUGGCAUGACAGAGCUUACUCUUGACUCUGAUUUGAACCGAUCGCAACGAGAGAGUUUACUCUUAGUGCACUCGUUGGCUCGCUCGCUGCUACUCAUCAUCGAUGAUAUUUUGGAUAUCUCGAAGAUCGAGGCUGGCCGAAUGACCAUGGAAGCCGUCUCGUACUCCCUCCGUCAAACAGUUUUCGGUAUACUCAAGACCCUUGUCGUCCGCGCCUCUCAAAACAACCUCGAUCUCACAUAUGAUGUCGACCCGGACAUUCCUGAUCAACUUAUUGGCGACUCUCUACGACUUCGUCAAGUCAUCACGAACUUGGUUGGUAACGCCAUCAAGUUCACACCGUCCAAGGUCUCUCGUAAAGGCCACGUUGCACUUAGCACAAGGUUACUGGCACUGGAUGACUCGAGUGUGACACUAGAGUUCUGUGUCACCGAUACGGGGAUCGGUAUUGCCAAAGACAAACUGAAUCUCAUUUUCGACACCUUCUGUCAGGCAGAUGGUUCGACGACGAGAGAAUAUGGGGGAACCGGUCUGGGCCUUUCUAUCUCCAAGCGUCUCGUCAACCUCAUGCAAGGCAACAUGUGGGUCGAGAGCGAGGUCUCGAAGGGAAGCAAGUUCUUCUUCACGAUUACAUCGCAGAUAUCCCAAAGUACGCUGGAGAUCACACUGCAAAAGAUGCAGCCAUUCCACAGACGUGCUAUUUUGUUCGUUGACACCCUCAACGACACGACUGGGGUUGUCCAAAGAAUCCAGGAGCUUGGACUGAGACCAUACGUCAUCCAUGAUGUCAGCGAGGUGGCUGACAAGGAGCGCUGUCCGCAUAUCGACACCAUCGUCGUGGACUCGUUGAGCAUGACCGAGAGUAUUAGGGAAUAUGAGCACUUGCGCUACAUUCCCAUCGUAUUAUUGGCGCCUUCGAUGCCACGUCUGAAUCUUAAAUGGUGCCUGGACAACAGCAUCAGCUCGCAGGUUACGACUCCAGUCACAGCUCAAGACCUUGCUUCCGCCCUCAUCUCCGCUCUGGAGUCGAAUACUGUCUCACCUGUCUCGGCACCAAAUGAUGUUGUCUUUGACAUCCUGCUUGCCGAGGAUAACAUGGUUAACCAGAAACUAGCAGUCAAGAUUCUGGAGAAGUAUGGCCACACAGUCGAGAUCGCGGAGAAUGGAAGUCUAGCUGUCGAAGCUUUCAAGGCACGGGUACAAGUGAACAAGCCAUUCGACAUUAUCUUGAUGGAUGUAUCGAUGCCUUUCAUGGGAGGAAUGGAGGCGACCGAGCUCAUCCGAGCGUAUGAGAUGCAUAAAGGACUCCUACGGAUUCCUAUCAUCGCCCUCACUGCUCACGCUAUCUCACGUACUUAUUUUGCAGAGCCCCUUCGUCGUGGAGAUCUCUUGAAUUCGAUCAACAAGCUCGCAGGCGAACGCGCACAGUUAGCCACGCAGCAUCACCUCCUCCACAGGCCACCUGCUCUGAUGGCACCAUGACUGAUAUUUUUUGCAUGAUUUCAUUGGUUCAGGUUUUGUAUACCCUUGUAUGAUGUCGAUUCCAGAUUGUCGAUGCUUCUACUGACGUUUACGGCUUUCCAACGCUACCCCUAUCAGAUUAAUCUGUACGAUAGCAUGUUUGUGGUUUCUGUUCUCAGAUUCAUUGUGUAAUCUUAUAUUCGAACACCAUGUAUGUUGAUAUGUCAUGAUGGACUUUUGUUCAUUAUAUAUGCAAUUGUUUCCCUCCCAAUUGGUCUGUUUAGUAGUGGAGUCUAGGUUCACGAUGGUCUUUGGUUCUUACUGGUGUCUUGUGGAUGAUUGAUUGAUACUAAAUAACGAAACGUUGCCACUCAGAUCUA
Molecule: messenger RNA, 4471 nt
Organism: Suillus subalutaceus
Lineage: Eukaryota; Fungi; Basidiomycota; Agaricomycetes; Boletales; Suillaceae
Exons: 20
Coding region: 105-4112 (1335 amino acids)
Biological process (GO): cellular hyperosmotic response; phosphorelay signal transduction system; phosphorylation
Cellular component (GO): membrane
Molecular function (GO): phosphorelay sensor kinase activity
Source: RefSeq, a predicted model, not a curated record